Aspergillus versicolor CBS 583.65 is the source of this 1914-nucleotide messenger RNA. RefSeq names its product phosphoinositide binding protein ATG18. Lineage: Eukaryota; Fungi; Ascomycota; Eurotiomycetes; Eurotiales; Aspergillaceae. Gene Ontology annotation, molecular function: phosphatidylinositol-3,5-bisphosphate binding; protein binding; phosphatidylinositol-3-phosphate binding. The record is from RefSeq and is a predicted model, not a curated record. The transcript has 5 exons. Gene Ontology annotation, biological process: nucleophagy; protein localization to phagophore assembly site; autophagy of mitochondrion. Gene Ontology annotation, cellular component: extrinsic component of membrane; phagophore assembly site membrane; cytosol. Bases 353 to 1642 code for a protein of 429 amino acids.
CGAGCAGCAGCAGCUGGCUUUCUCUCCUCCUCCAUAUAUGGUCGGCUUCCGAUCGUGAACCUGCAUAACAUACAGAACCAAGACGCGCGACGCGACAAAACAGCGAGUCAGGGCGCGACAGGUGAUGCGUGGCGACAGCUGACUGUUCCUGGCACAUCGGACCCUGUGAUGGGCGCAGCCGAACCCCUCCACUCUAAGCUUCUGGAACCAAAGCCCGCCUCUAUGCCAUUUUCCUUUUCUCUGCCUAUUCUUCCAUCCUAUAAUCUCGCGACAUACCUACAAGGAGGUUGCUGUAGACCGCUAUUAGAGCAAAGCUGAGCUGUGACGUGAGCCGCGUCGAGUCACCGGCAAGAUGACGAUGAACUUCGUGACGUUUAACCAGGACUAUAGCUACCUGGCUGUAGCGACUUCCAAGGGAUUCCGUAUAUUUACGACAGACCCCUUCGCCAAAAGCUACGAAACAAAAGAGGGCAACAUCGCCAUCAUCGAGAUGCUCUUUUCGACCUCUUUGGUGGCUUUGAUUCUCUCACCGCGUCGCCUUCAGAUCACAAAUACCAAGCGACAAUCUACGAUAUGCGAAUUAACAUUUCCAACCACCGUCCUGGCCGUCAAGCUGAAUCGAAAACGACUGGUUAUUGUCCUAGAGGACCAAAUAUACCUGUACGACAUUCAAACCAUGAAGUUGUUAUACACGAUCGAGACAUCGCCGAACCCGAAUGCACUAUGCGCGUUGUCGCCGUCCUCUGAUAACUGCUACCUUGCAUACCCUCUUCCUCAAAAAGCCGCCCCUUCUUUGAACCCUCCAGCUCACGCGCCACCUGGCAGUACUCACGUGUCCCCAACAAGUGGUGAGGUCUUAAUAUUCGACACCCUGAAGUUAGAGGCCAUCAACGUGAUUGAAGCGCAUCGAUCACCGCUGGCAUGCAUUACAAUGAAUGGCGAUGGUACGCUCAUCGCCACUGCGUCAGACAAGGGAACCAUCAUCCGAGUGUUUUCCGUACCGGACGGCCACAAGCUAUAUCAAUUCCGUCGUGGCUCAAUACCGUCGAGGAUCUUCAGCAUGUCCUUCAACACAACGUCAACCCUCCUUUGCGUGUCAUCAUCAACUGAAACGAUCCACCUUUUCAAGCUUUCACCCCCGUCCCAGCAGCCGCCCCAAGAAGGUUCGCCAACAUAUUCCCCGCCUACAGGUCGUAGAAGAAGCUUUAGCUCCCUCAGCCAGUCUCCGGACGAGGACAAUGCGAGUGAGGAACACGGGUCCUCGGAUCUAUCUGGCAGAAAGCAUAACGGGACACUAAUGGGCAUGCUCCGCCGCACCUCACAAAACGUCGGUGGUGUGUUCGCUGCCAAGGUUGGAGGGUACUUGCCCAAAGGUGUAAGCGAGAUGUGGGAGCCAGCCCGCGACUUUGCCUGGUUCAAAAUUCCGAAGCCUAGCCAGGGCGCCGCGCAAAACCCAAGUGCGGGUCCGUUACGGAGUGUCGUCGCAAUGAGCAGCAACACACCCCAGGUGAUGGUAGUCACGAGUGAUGGCAACUUUUACGUUUUCAGCAUCGACCUUUCCAAGGGUGGUGAGGGGACAUUAACGAAACAGUACUCUGUACUCGAAUCAAAUGAUAGACUGGGACACUCAGUCACAGACUAGCUAUUAUGCUGAUUUGUUUAUCGACUUGAUACCACUGCGCUCUUUACUAUGGCUCGCAUUUCCUCCACUCUCGGUGUUGUCACCAUGGCUAUGUAUUACCCACAGCGUUUGACCAUUUUACUAUUUGUGGAUCUACUCUGGGAUAUCCUCUUUGGCGUUAGUUUUCUGGGGGCUACUAGUCGGCUUGAUAUCUUCAAUCAUCCCAUUAAAUCUAAUGCACGACACGUUUCAGCAACUAUCUCCCGUCAGUAAAUCAUAAAUUCGUAUCUACU